Molecule: messenger RNA, 950 nt
Organism: Cyprinus carpio (common carp)
Lineage: Eukaryota; Metazoa; Chordata; Actinopteri; Cypriniformes; Cyprinidae
Molecular function (GO): nucleic acid binding
Source: RefSeq, a predicted model, not a curated record
UGAUAACCAAGGACUUUGCUCAUUUCAAGAACUAAGAACUAAGUUUUGCUUACCAGCAUCAUCAUAUUUUAUCUUUUUUCAGUUACGUUCUGCUCUCAAGGCCUAUGGAGUUCCCUGGGCAUCCCUCAUUUCCUCUCAUCCUACCUGGGACUGGAUCGCAACAUGCUCUGUCCCCAAAAAGCCCAAAAUCACUGGACUUAAUGACUAGACCUGUCACUCUCAGACACAAGCGUAAGAUCCAGGAGCUUGGACAUUACCUCCGGUCAUACUGCCAUGAUGACCAGCACAGCUGGAGCCACUUCCUCCCUUGGGCCAAGUGCACCCAAAACUCACUCCGCCAAGACACCACUGGGCUGACUACUUUCCAGUGCAUACUCGCUUUCCAACCCCAACUUCCAGCUGUGGACUACUGGUUCAGAGUGAGCGAGAGAGUGUGGCACUCAGCUCGCAUCCACCUCCAGUGUGCUGUGUGGAGGCACAAGACCUUCACAGUUGCCCAUGGCUCCAACACCCCCACAUACCAACCAGGGGAUAAGGUAUGGCAGUUGCCCAUGGCUCCAACACCCCCACAUACCAACCAGGGGAUAAGGUAUGGCUGGCCACCCGGGAUCUGCGCCUCCACCAGCCAUGCAGAAAGUCCCUGCUAUAUUGGUCCAUUCCCCAUACAGAGGCAGAUCAAUGAAGUCACCUACCAGCUACAACUUCCACCCAGGUACCACAUUCACCCUACCUUCCAUGUUUUCCUCCUUAAACGAUUCUCUCCAUCUGCAACAGGACCCACUAAGCCGGGAGCACCUCCUCCUCCAGAAAUCCUGGACCCGCCAUCCAUCUACCAGGUUCAGGACAUUCUGGAUUCACGGCGACGGGGUGGUUGGCUAGAGUACCUGAUUGACUUGGGAAGGAUACGGGCCAGAGGAAAGAUCCUGGGUGGCCCAGGACGAUGUGCUUGA